This is a messenger RNA of Uncinocarpus reesii 1704, 1458 nucleotides long. RefSeq lists its product as uncharacterized. Bases 1 to 1458 code for a protein of 485 amino acids. The record is from RefSeq and is a predicted model, not a curated record. Gene Ontology annotation, molecular function: protein binding. The transcript has 8 exons. NCBI's taxonomy places the organism in Eukaryota, Fungi, Ascomycota, Eurotiomycetes, Onygenales, Onygenaceae.
AUGACAAAGCUAAGCUCCCUCCUGUUACCGUUGUUCAUCGGCGUCCACUCCAUCAUUGCGGCGCUAGUGGACUUGUCAGAGGGAUUCUGUCGCAGUUACAAGUUUGGCUCAAAUAUUGCGAAUAACGUUCUCUAUCUUAACGGCCUGGACGGCGGGCUCAUACCAGCCGAUGGCGACGCGUCAACUAAUCUAGCUUCCAUAGACGACUACCUCGUCCAGCUGGACCUCACUCGGAAGUUUUCGGUGGACGUUGGAUCAUACUAUCGGAUGAGCCUGAUAGAUCCCGCUAUUCCAAAACUCAAGGACCAAGCCCUUUGGUCGAGUCAGGACAACAGCACACUCUAUUGCUACGGCGGACGUGGAGUCAGCAAUACAUCAGCGGAUAAUGGGAUAUGGACGUAUAAGACUGCGGAAAAAACAUGGCAGCUCCAACAGGCGAGUGUGAGGCCUGUUCGGCUCGUCAAGGGCGCUUACGUGAAUGCUCCUCGUAUCCAAAGCGCGUACUGGAUUGGCGGUUAUCAAAGCAAUGAUACAUCACUCGCCAUAGGCUCAGAGCUGAUCUUUGCGAAAGGAAUGAUACAGCUGAACACCACAACGGGAGAGUUAAAAGAACUAGAUUCCCCUUUCCCCGGGGUGCAGCAGGGAGCUUUAGUAUAUGUCCCUGUUGGCGAACUUGGAAUCCUAGUGUUUAUGGGCGGCGAAGUGCCUUCAGUGACCAGCGAAGUUGGAGCAAAAAUCAACUACACGCCCAAUAGUUGGAAUUAUGUGCAAGUAUACGAUAUCGCCAGCGGUAAAUGGUUCAACCAGACAACGUCAGGUCUCGCCAUAGAACAAAGAACGGAAUUCUGUGCUGUCGUUCUGCAUGAUGAAUCCUCGUCCUCGUAUCAGAUCUAUGUUCUUGGAGGCGGAACGUUUUCAUCCACCAAAGCGCUAUCCGAUGUGUCCUACCUAUCCAUCCCGUCGUUCAAAUGGUACCAAGCAGCAAGUCUCGAUGAGCCUCGAAUGACACUUACAUGCGAAGCAUACGGAAGGCAAAUCUUUGGAAUUGGCGGACGGAAAGCGCGGUAUGAUGAUGCCAGAGCUGGUUGUUAUACCAUGCCUGCGUUUCUCUAUGACACCAAAGUAGAAAGUAUUGUGACGACAUUCGAUCCCGCACUAGUCGACUAUUCUAUCCCCUCAGCAACUAAAAAGGACAUCGAAGACUCCCCGUUUCCAUCUACCUGGGCGGAUCCAGAUCUAGAAAGCCUUUUUCCCCCUAACGCAACAUCCUCCAACACUCUACUACCUACUCCAUUCAACUACAACAGCAAGAAUGAAAUCCCCGUCGGCGCUAUAGUUGGCGGAGUCAUUGGGGGCGUGGCAGCAGACGGCGGCACGCCAGAGUCCAGCGUUGGACAGCAGUCGAAAGACCGAAAGGAUCUCAAGAUGGUGACUAUUCCAAACCUGAACUUCCAGUAA